This is a messenger RNA of Gavia stellata (red-throated loon), 3701 nucleotides long. Its product is annotated as nesprin-1-like. The transcript is spliced from 18 exons. The record is from RefSeq and is a predicted model, not a curated record. Gene Ontology annotation, molecular function: protein binding. Gene Ontology annotation, cellular component: membrane. The coding region runs from base 14 to 2956 and encodes 980 amino acids. Lineage: Eukaryota; Metazoa; Chordata; Aves; Gaviiformes; Gaviidae.
GUUCUUCUUUUUAAUGCUGGAAAAUUUCAUGGUGGUGGUGGAGGACUUGCAUGCUGUGAGGAUGGCGGAGGACGGCAGCGUGGAUUCAGAUCUCCCAGACUGUAAUUGUGAUAUCACAAGGGUAAAGAAGUUGAAGGAGACCCUCAUUGCAGUGCAGCAGCUGGAUAAAAACAUGAGUAGCCUGAGGUCUUGGCUUGCCCACAUUGAGUCAGAGCUGUCCAAACCUAUCGUCUAUGAAACUUGUGACUCUGAGGAGAUACAAAGGAAGCUAAAUGAACAGCAGGAACUUCAGAGGGACAUAGAGAAACACAGCACUGGAGUGGCAUCUGUUCUUAAUCUGUGUGAAGUUCUUCUUCAUGACUGUGAUGCUUGUGCCACAGAAGCAGAGUGUGACUCUAUCCAGCAGGCUACACGCAAUCUGGACAGAAGGUGGAGGAACAUUUGUGCAAUGUCAAUGGAAAGGCGACUUAAAAUUGAAGAGACAUGGCGGUUAUGGCAAAAGUUUUUGGAUGACUACUCUAGAUUUGAAGACUGGCUACAAACCUCUGAGAAGACAGCUGCUUUCCCGAGCUCCUCUGGUGUUCUUUACACGGUUGCUAAGGAAGAGCUGAAGAAAUUUGAGGCCUUCCAGAGACAAGUGCAUGAAAGUCUGACUCAGCUGGAACUGAUCAAUAAACAAUAUCGCCGCCUGGCCCGAGAGAACCGCACCGACUCUGACUGUAGCCUCAAGCAGAUGGUUCAUGAGGGGAACCAGAGAUGGGACAACUUGCAAAAGCGAGUUACCUCCAUCCUGCGCAGGCUAAAACAUUUUAUUGGCCAGCGUGAGGAGUUUGAGACAGUGCGUGAUAGCAUCCUGGUAUGGCUAACAGAGAUGGACCUGCAGCUGACCAACAUUGAGCAUUUCUCUGAGUGUGAUGUCCAAGCAAAGAUAAAGCAGCUUAAGGCUUUCCAGCAAGAAAUUUCACUGAACAACAACAAAAUUGAGCAGAUAAUUGUGCAGGGUGAGCAACUCAUUGAGAAAAGUGAGCCCAUGGAUGCAGCUGUCAUUGAAGAAGAACUAGAUGAGCUGCGUCGUUAUUGUCAAGAGGUCUUUGGACGUGUGGAACGCUAUCACAAGAAACUCAUCCGCCUUCCUCUGACAGAUGACGAACACGACCUCUCUGACAGAGAGGUGGAUCUGGAUGAAUCGGCAGAUCUCUCUGACAUACACUGGCAUGACAAAUCUGCGGACAGCGUUCUCUCCCCGCACCCCUCUUCCAACAUUUCGCUGCCUCUUUCCCAGCCAGUGAGAAGCGAGCGAUCAGGACGAGAUACCCCUGCGAGCGUGGACUCCAUUCCCCUGGAGUGGGAUCAUGACUACGACCUUAGUAGAGACCUGGAGACAGCCGUUUCACGGGCACUGCACUCUGAGGAAGAAGACAGAGGACAAGAGAAGGACUUCUACCUGAGAGGAGCAGCUGGUAUAGCAGAUGUAGAGAUCCCUGAAACUCUUGAGGCCUAUGUAACGCUCACAGAAAACGCACUCAAAAAUGUCUCUGGGGAACCUGGUGCCCUGGAAGCACAUAUCCGACAGCUGGACAAGGCCUUAGACACCAGUCGUUUCCAGAUACAGCAAACAGAAAACAUCAUCCGUAGCAAAACUCCUACAGGACCAGAGCUGGAUUCCAGUUACAGAGGAUAUAUGAAGCUACUAGGUGAGUGCAGUGGAAGCAUAGACUCAGUAAAAAGGCUUGGAUAUAAACUGAAGGAGGAAGAAGAAAAAUUAUCAGGACUUAUUAACCUGAACAGUACCGAAACACAAACAGCUGGUGUAAUUGACCGAUGGGAAUUAAUCCAGGCUCAAGCUCUAAGCAAGGAGCUGAGGAUGAAGCAGAACCUUCAGCAAUGGCAGCAGUUUAACUCCGACCUUAAUAGUGUUUGGGCUUGGUUGGGAGAAACUGAAGAGGAACUGGAGAAGCUCUGCCACCUUGAUCUCAGCACUGACAUACAAACUAUUGAGCUCAGAAUUAAAAAACUGAAAGAGCUGCAGAAAGCAAUUGAUAACCGCAAAGCGAUCAUCUUAUCCAUCAAUCUGUGCAGCUCAGAGUUCACUCAGUCUGACAGUGAAGAGAGCAAGAAGCUUCAAGAGCGCCUGUCUCAGAUGAAUGUACGCUGGGACCACGUAUGCAUUAUGAUCGAAGAGUGGCGCUGCUCAUUGCAGAAUGCAUUAAUGCAGUGCCAGGAUUUCCAUGAAAUGAGCCAUGGUUUGCUGCUUUGGUUAGAGAAUAUUGACAGAAGAAAAAAUGAGAUUGUGCCCAUCAGUCCAAGCCUGGACUCAGAAACGCUGCAGGAUCAUCACAGACUUCUAAUGCAAAUUAGACGAGAACUGCUGGAGUCUCAGUUGAAGGUGGCGUCACUGCAAGAUAUGUCCUGCCAAUUGCUAGUCAAUGCUGAAGGCAAGGACUGUCUUGAAGCCAAAGAAAAGGUGCAUGUCAUCGGAAACAGAUUGAAGCUUCUCUUGAAAGAGGUCACACAUCAUAUUAAAGACCUGGAGAAAAUUCUAGACAUUUCAAACAGUCAACUGGAAUUGUCCUCAUGGUCCUCUGCUGAUGAAUUAGACACAUCGGGCUCAGUGAGUCCUGUAUCUGGAAGAAGUACUCCAAGCAGACAGAGAACGCCACGGGGCAAAUGUAGUCUCUCACAGCCUGGACCCUCUGUCAGCAGUCCACAUAGCAGGUCCACAAGAGGUGGCUCAGGUUCCUCCCCUUCUGAGGCCGGGCCAGCGUGGCAGCACCCGUCCUUCUUCCUCAGAGUCCUCAGAGCUGCUCUACCACUUCAGCUCCUUUUGUUGCUCCUGAUCGGGCUGGCUUGCCUGGUGCCAAUGACCGAGGAGGACUACAGCUGUACUAUGGCCAACAACUUUGCCCGCUCUUUCCACCCCAUGCUAAAAUACAUGAAUGGUCCACCUCCAUUAUGAAGGAGACCUGUGAGACAGCAGGUGACCUUGCUGGAGUGCUAGCUGGGAAGCAGGAUGGUUUUAGAGGGUAACAGGAUUCAGUGUGGCAGCUUUACCUACCUGCUGUAGCCACUGCUGUGUCCAUAUCAUUCUUUGCUGGCACUCAGCUAGUAACGCAUCAGUAUAUUGGUAUUACUGCACAACGUAUUACCUGAGUAGCAUCAUUUCAAUACUCACAUCCUGGGUGCUAAGGAGGAUGUGACAUGUGUGAGGGAGAUGUCCUUCUGUCCAGCAUUCAGGAUCUUUUAGCCACUUUAUAUCCAGGUCAUUGCCCUGUACUAUGCAUAGCCAAGGACUUAAUACUGUAGAUCCUUUCCUGUGUGCUGCUCUAAAUGAGCCAUUAGCCAGUCUUUGUUAAAUACCCUCUCAGUAUCUACAGUAUACAAAAUAACCAAUGCUAAAGAAAUUUUAGAGAAUUUGUAACAUACAAUUUUAAAGGAUCUUGUAUGGCAAAGUAUUAUUCCCCGUGGUUUCUGUUUCAGGCAUGGUGUUCUAACUUUUGCUUUGGAUGCACAAGGUGUAAAUCUGAGAAGCACUUUUUUAAGGUUUAAAAAAUGGAUGUAAUAAAUAAGAUCGUAAAAGGUUUUAUGAGGAAAAAUGUUGAAUGUCAAGUUGAAAAACAAAGAACAUAUUUAUGUAUGUACAGUUUGCUAAGCCAAGUUUUGUUUGUAUUGAUUUCUUUGCAUUUAUUAUAGAUACUAUAAAA